This is a messenger RNA of Cydia fagiglandana, 6224 nucleotides long. RefSeq lists its product as uncharacterized. The coding region runs from base 802 to 5247 and encodes 1481 amino acids. The transcript is spliced from 35 exons. NCBI's taxonomy places the organism in Eukaryota, Metazoa, Arthropoda, Insecta, Lepidoptera, Tortricidae. Gene Ontology annotation, molecular function: nucleic acid binding. The record is from RefSeq and is a predicted model, not a curated record.
CAUUCAAUUCAUUUUAUUUUGUGUUGGCUGAAACGCGACGUGAUUUGGUUUGUGAAAAAUACUCGGAUAAGGUGGCUGCGGGCAUGCCCCUCCAAAAAACCAACCGGAAACCUGGUGAACAGUCAAGGAUUAUUCGUCAGUGAUAAUUUGCAAAAAGUUUGCCGUUUUUCAACGCAAAAAAACAAAGAUUUAGAUUUUUCGACGAAUUUUCAUCUCAUUUUCAUCUAUUGUGUGUUGGUGUUUUUUAUUUACAAUUAGACGAUGUGGACAGGAUUAUACAAUAAAGUGUUCAGUGGUUAGAUCUAUUUUCGACUGCAUAUAGUGCUAAAUAUAUCGUGGUGUUCUUGUUUUGAUGAAUUACUCCCGACAGAAGGCGUCCAAAUUUUUUUAAUGGCGUCCAACAUAGUGAAGAAACACCGUAUAAAAUCACCAACGCCGUCAACCCAGCAAUAGAGAAAUUAAAAAAAAAUGCACUCCGUCAGCCGCCGUCCACACCACACUAUAAACCACCUAAAAAUUAAAAAGAAACGCAACGAGCUUACCAACACUAAACCGAACGUGUGUUCCAAAUUUAAACAGAACCGUUAACGGACUCGCAUUCUAGAAUUUUUCGAUUUUUUUUUAUUUUGAAAAAGGAAGCUUUAAUAAAAUUUCUAAACGUAAAUUCCCAUUCGGAUAGUUGCCUUCUUAGUUAGUAGAUCUGUGAUUGGUCCAAUUUCUUGUAUAUUGUAUAAAUAACCACGUAGUUGUAUUUUGUGAUUGGCUGAUUAUCGUUUGGAGAUCGAAUAAAGGUACCAUAACAUGGAGAAUCCUGAAUCUGAAACGAGCUCCCCUCCAGAGGAGAGCGCGUUGAAUAGAAAUAGGAGUUUCAAGUCGAAACAACUAGUCAGAAGCCAGGCGAUACGCGAGUCGCAAUCUCCUCCGCGGCCCGCGUCACCCGCAGUCGACGACGCCAGUACCGAUACCGUUACCGCUACCGGUAACGGUAGUACCGGUAACGGUGGUACCGGGAAUCCGGUUACGGACGUGGUGGAGGUGGAGGAGAAGAGGCGCCCGGUUGAAAUACACAUCACAGGCGGGGCGUGGGAGAGCGGGGAACAGAAAUCUCGUCGCCGCUGGCCGCAGCAGUCGCGCGACUUGUUGUCAAACGGACCUCGUGUCGCUUGCGUCGCGGGCUGUCGCUCACAGUGCAGGGGUCAAAGACGACGGAACCCCUGCCCGACCAAACAGGAUUCCGGCAUAUCGUGUCCCGAUGACUGCACCGACUGCUCCGACUUCGAGCAUACCGGAGGCUCGAGUAACGAUGUCAGAAAAGCUUGCAGUUUGGAUUCGGACGAGUCAUAUUGCAGAUGUCCGGAGGGGAAAAUUAAACCACCAAAGACUAAUUCUUUAAGCAGAACUGAUUCAGAUAACAAAAUGGAGCCAACGGGCCCGGAGCUGGUCAACUUCAUAAGGGAAACUCUGAACAAGAACACAAGAGACAGGAUGCUGCUACUGAAGAUAGAAAAGGAAUUACAUGCACUGGUCACCGAUACUGGCCGGUGCAACUUCAAGUUCCCCUGUAUGACAUCGUACGAGCGCAUGUUGGUGCACCGAGUGGCCACUCUGUUCCAAUUGACUCAUCAUCUAGACCAGAACAGCAAGAACUCGGUCACGGUCAGCAAAAGCGGGACGAGUGGCGGCCGUAUCCCCUGCACCAGCUUCAAGCAGUGGUGCACCGUCAACUUCCCGCCCAGCCCCGUGCGGCAGGACGGCGUCAACGCCAAAUCAAUAUUAAAGCGCGACACACACUCGCCAGAGGACGCGAACGCGGCGAGUCGCGCUGUCGAGCGGAGCAAGAGUCUAGAGCAGAGGGAGAGGGAGUACGAGCGAGUGAGACGGAGGAUAUUCAGCACGGACAACUGUUCGCAGGACGAAUCUCAAUGGCCGUGGCUUCAAGCCGGACCCGUGAAACUGCUCACACCCGACUCUGGGAGAAAUAAAUUGUUAAAAGUACAAUCGCUAGAAGGUGCCGGUCCGCCUCAGUCAUGGCGCAACAGAGGCCCCGUUUCAAAAAGCCACAGCUUUGGCGGCUACGGCGGCGGUGCAGAAAAUGCUCCUACCAACCAACCGAGACUUCUUAGCCGGCAAGGUGACCUGGCGUCGAGCAGUUGGCGUCUGUCUCCCUCUAGCUCGGGGUAUAAGACGCUAAGUCUGAGGAGCACAGACUCUGUCACUCCUUCACCUACUGGUGGCGCGAGCCCGGAGCCGGGGUCGGAGAGCGUGGUGUUCGCGGUGGCCGAGCUCGCCUGCGUGCCGCCCGGCGCGCUCGUCAUACACCCACAGACGGGCCGGCCGCUGACCAACCCCGAUGGCUCCGUGUACCACUUCGACCCGCAGAACCCGCCCGUCAUGUACGACACAUAUCAAGAUCAAAAGAUUCAAAAUUGCGAAAAAAGAAGAGGGCGGUUGGAGAAACAGCACUCAUUUAUCGACACAGAAGCUGAAUGCCGUUGCGACGACGGUCGGAGCAAGUGUUGCUGCGAGUGUCGCCGACACGAUGGCUGCAACCAAAGGGGCUGCGACAACAAGAUUUCAGUACAACCAGAGCAAAAAACAACCCCAAUACCAUCAAGCCCGGUCAAAAACCGUUACGAACAAAAUGCAGAACAGACAACCAAUCAAACGACGCCGCCUGAUACGGCGGCCAAUCACCGACAACCUUACGACGCUGCAGCUACCCGCGUCGCGGAAUCGACCAAUCAGAGGCCAGAGAUUCAGAAUGUUCAAACGUUCGAACCUCAAAAUCAAGUCCCAUUCGAGCCUCAAAGAACGGAAUUCGAAAACCAGCGGCCGUACGAGCCGAAGGUAUUUGAAAAUAGAACGUUCGAAGCGUCGAAUCAGAGGCCGCCGUCGUUCGAUCCGUUGGCCAAUCAAAGGACGGCUAGCGAGAAUGCGACCAAUCAGAUGGCUCCGGUUAAUAAAUUGACCAAUCAGGAGAGCGUUGAGAUGCCGCAAUAUGUCCCGCAGCAUUACCACAAGGGAUUUAGAAAUGACGAGGUGACAUCGCCUCCCCAAAUGGUCCAGAACCCUAUGAUGGCUGACGUAGGGGUCUACAACAUCAUGGCCCAGGCCAAGGUCACUCCUGUACCCGUAGACCCCAACCUCCGUGAGUACAGUUUGUUUAUGGCCCAACCAGAGACAGUAAUGGUCCAGAACCCUAUGAUGGCUGACGUAGGGGUCUACAACAUCAUGGCCCAGGCCAAGGUCACUCCUGUACCCGUAGACCCCAACCUCCGUGAGUACAGUUUGAUUAUGGUCCAACCAGAGACAGUAAUGGUUCAGAACCCUAUGAUGGCUGACGUAGGGGUCUACAACAUCAUGGCCCAGGCCAAGGUCACUCCUGUACCCGUAGACCCCAACCUCCGUGAGUACAGUUUGUUUAUGGCCCAACCAGAGACAGUAAUGGUCCAGAACCCUAUGAUGGCUGACGUAGGGGUCUACAACAUCAUGGCCCAGGCCAAGGUCACUCCUGUACCCGUAGACCCCAACCUCCGUGAGUACAGUUUGAUUAUGGUCCAACCAGAGACAGUAAUGGUUCAGAACCCUAUGAUGGCUGACGUAGGGGUCUACAACAUCAUGGCCCAGGCCAAGGUCACUCCUGUACCCGUAGACCCCAACCUCCGUGAGUACAGUUUGUUUAUGGCCCAACCAGAGACAGUAAUGGUCCAGAACCCUAUGAUGGCUGACGUAGGGGUCUACAACAUCAUGGCCCAGGCCAAGGUCACUCCUGUACCCGUAGACCCCAACCUCCGUGAGUACAGUUUGAUUAUGGUCCAACCAGAGACAGUAAUGGUUCAGAACCCUAUGAUGGCUGACGUAGGGGUCUACAACAUCAUGGCCCAGGCCAAGGUCACUCCUGUACCCGUAGACCCCAACCUCCGUCCGGUGUCACUCACGAAUAUGGUGUUCCCCGCCGUGGCGCCGGCCUACCCCUACCUCACCCAAAUGCGGAUGGAUCAACCAUUGCAGCCAAUGUACCAGCCCUUGAUGGAAGAACAGAAGUUGACGCCGUCUCCCCACAACGAACCUUUUAGGAUCGACCCGUCGUACCAGUAUGCGUACCCUUGCGGCGCGUGCGCAGGCGCCUGCCUCGACCCGCAUCAGCACCAGCACCAGCGGCCUUACAGCGCGGGCUACGGGCAGCUAGAGCAACCAAUGUUGCAGCAACCGUACCCCGUGGGCAACGUGUUGCUGCAACACAACGUGCAACACUACCCUUAUAAGAGAUGUAACAGUUACAGCGCGGGCUACGGGCAGCUAGAGCAACCAAUGUUGCAGCAACCGUACCCCGUGGGCAACGUGUUGCUGCAACACAACGUGCAACACUACCCUUAUAAGAGAUGUUACAGUUACAGCGCGGGCUACGGGCAGCUAGAGCAACCAAUGUUGCAGCAACCGUACCCCGUGGGCAACGUGUUGCUGCAACACAACGUGCAACACUACCCUUAUAAGAGAUGUUACAGUUACAGCGCGGGCUACGGGCAGCUAGAGCAACUAAUGUUGCAGCAACCGUACCCCGUGGGCAACGUGUUGCUGCAACACAACGUGCAACACUACCCUUACCCAGAUGCAAUGCAAUGGGGCAGUCCCAUGAUACCCGGAGCGCCACCGAAACUACUCAUGCACGAACUGUGCCCCGUGUACCCCCAGUACCCCUACAUGUACCCACAGAUGUUACCACAACCGUACCCGAUAGUCCAACCAAUCUACCCGACGCUAGACAAGGACAGGAGACCGCGACGCGCACACACUCUUCCCACGUCCCAGCGAACAACCCCCCAGCCGAGGGACAGAGACAGCGAGAUCGCGCUCAAGAUACAACAGAUAAAGGAGCAAAUGGCGCACCUGAACACUCAGGACAAGGAGAAAAGCGGCAACGGGUUGCUAGGCAACGCGCCGCCCAACUACAACGGCAGAUUAGGGCGUAGCGUGUCGACGAACGACGAGACGCAGCUGUCGUCGGCGGCGCGCGCCAUCGUCAACUCCAUACGGAACAUGCAGGCGCACGCGCACACCACCCAGCACGACGCCAGGCGGCAUAUGGGCGAGGGGUACCGCGAGCGACGCGACGAGAGAGACGAUAAGCGCCGACCGCACAGACAGAUGUCUCCCGGGAACUGGUGCAGGCGGUCCCCCGGCCCCAUGCACCCAACUUUAAACCACCCGCGGCGGCCGCACCCAGACACGCGCAACGGACGACGUUAACAUAUCCAACACACACACACACAAACACGUCCCGUGAUCCGCCUUUAUACAUACAUACAUCUUAUACUAUUGUUUUACCACACGUAACAUUGUUUAACCUUUUCACCGCGAAAGACGUCAACUGAAGCGUGCGGCUACAUUUUGACACGGUUAUAGAGACGGUCAUAGAGAAAUGUAUUAAGAAUAGUGCUCACCCAUACAUCAGUUUUGGUACCAAAACGACUAUUAUUUUCGCAGUCGACAUCUAGCAUCGAGUAGCGGAAUUAUCAGUACCGCUACUCGAUACUAGAAUUCUCUAGUGUCGCGACUCACGAAAAUUGUAUUGAACAACAAAUACAAUUCAUAUUAAAAGCAGAAGGAGUUGAAAAUAGAGUACCGGUUAAUCCGUUUAUAAUAUUAGCUGAAAUUGUUGAGCUUUAGACUUUUCAGUCGGUGCUACAUCUUUUCUCAAGUAGCAGUAGUCAGUACUGAUAAUUCCGCUACUCGAUGCUAGAUGUCGACUGCGAAAAUAAUAGUCGUUUCGGUACCAAAACUGAUGUAUGGAGUUAGCACUCUAUGUAUUUUUUUCUCUAUGACUCGGUUCACGAUGACGCGCCGCGCACGAUACGAGUGGCGUUCAAAGUUACAUAUGUGCAUAAUUGUUUUCCAUCGUAUUUUCUCGGAAACGUUCGUAUUUGUCAUGCUACUUCAGUCAACCUCAGUACUUUUUGUACCGAGACUGACUGAAAUAGCAAGACACGUUCGUACGUUUCCGUGAGAAUACGAUGGAAAAUAAUUAUGCACUACAUAUGUACCUAAAAUAUCAAGCCAUGGCAGAAAAUAGUAAUUUAAUCUAAAUCAGCGGUCGGCAACCUUUUAGCAGCCAAGGGCCACAUAGUAGUUAACGGAGGUGACGCGGGCCGUACUUUGUUAACAUUUAUGACUUUACGAGACAUUGUCGUUUGUCACUAUUACAUACAAAAUAGCCAAGGCGGCUC